AUGUCAAGCCAGCGACCGACAAGCUCGUCACACAGAACAUCUUUGGCUUUGCAAUGUCGUUUCAAGUCGAAACGCUCCUCCGCACAGUACAUUGAUCCCGACGCAGCCGAUGCCGAUGAUGUUCCCGUCAUGAAAACCAAAGGCAAAGGUUCCAAGAACAACCGCGGCUCUCAAUCCACCCCUCGAGGCGCCAGAUCCAAACGUGGCGAUGCCGAACAACCUGACUCUUCCGAAUACAAGACAUCGACCCGCAACCAAGAUCUACCGGACGAAGCAUUUGACUUCGAUGCCAUCUCCUCGCACAUGUCUCGUGCCGUCGAAAGGUGUCGAUCUACGACCUCCACCCUCGUCGGAUCCUUCGGUCGUGCAGACCCCGCCCUAUUGGAUUCGAUCAAAGUCGAAUACUCUUCCUCGUCCUCGGAUUCCAAGUCGCUGCACCCUCUGCGAGAGUUCGCCACCGUCGGUGUUCGAGACGGCGCUCUCAUCGUCACCGCUUUCGACGCCGACAUGAUCAAACACAUCGAACGCGCCAUCUACACCUCCAACCUCAACCUCACCCCACAAUCCCAAACAGGCGAGGAGAACGUCCUCCGCGUAGCCGUACCCCAACCCACAACCGAGUCGAGACAGGCCAUGGUGAAAGAUCUCACCAGGAUCUGCGAGAAUGCGAGGGUCAGCAUCAGGGAUGCCAGACACAAGGCACAGAAGCAGAUCAAGUCGGAUAUCGACAGGAAAGUGGUGGGCAAGAACGAGGGGGACAAGGAGUCAAAGAAGAUCGAGGCGGAGACGAAAAAGUGGUCGGCACAGGUGGAUCAGUUGUUUGAAAAGAUGAAGCAGACACUGUUGGCUGCGUGA
Molecule: messenger RNA, 855 nt
Organism: Pseudozyma hubeiensis SY62
Lineage: Eukaryota; Fungi; Basidiomycota; Ustilaginomycetes; Ustilaginales; Ustilaginaceae
Product: potential mitochondrial ribosome recycling factor
Exons: 1
Coding region: 1-855 (284 amino acids)
Biological process (GO): translation
Cellular component (GO): mitochondrion
Molecular function (GO): ribosomal large subunit binding
Source: RefSeq, a predicted model, not a curated record